Poeciliopsis prolifica (blackstripe livebearer) is the source of this 2011-nucleotide messenger RNA. RefSeq lists its product as uncharacterized. Gene Ontology annotation, molecular function: GTP binding; GTPase activity; molecular adaptor activity. NCBI's taxonomy places the organism in Eukaryota, Metazoa, Chordata, Actinopteri, Cyprinodontiformes, Poeciliidae. The record is from RefSeq and is a predicted model, not a curated record. Gene Ontology annotation, cellular component: microtubule cytoskeleton; cell division site; septin ring. The transcript has 12 exons. Gene Ontology annotation, biological process: regulation of exocytosis; cytoskeleton-dependent cytokinesis; cell division. Bases 153 to 1199 code for a protein of 348 amino acids.
UUGACCAGCAGCUUGUUGGUUGGAGGAGGGCGGACUUAGGGAAGCAGUUUCCGGGUUCCCCUUCCUGGGCUGGGAUAGCAGCAACAGCGUAAAGGCUCCCGUUGAUUAACCAUACCUCAGAAUACGGUGCAGGCGUAACUUGACAAAUAGUAAUGUCGCAGUCGGGAGAAAAAGGAAAGUUUCCAGACUCAGCUGGUUAUGUUGGUUUUGCAAACCUUCCAAACCAAGUGCACAGAAAAUCUGUGAAGAAAGGUUUUGAAUUCACCCUUAUGGUAGUUGGAGAGUCUGGGUUGGGCAAAUCAACACUCAUAAACAGCCUGUUUCUUACUGAUCUCUACCCUGAGCGCUACAUCCCUGGAGCUGCUGAGAAAAUUGAGCGGACAGUCCAAAUCGAGGCAUCCACUGUUGAAAUCGAGGAGAGGGGGGUGAAGCUUCGGCUCACUGUGGUUGACACCCCUGGAUAUGGUGACGCCAUCGACAGCCAAGACUGCUUCAAGACCAUCAUCCAGUACAUUGACAAUCAGUUUGAGCGAUACCUACAUGACGAGAGUGGGCUGAACCGGAGGCACAUAGUGGACAACAGGGUGCACUGCUGCUUUUAUUUCAUUUCUCCAUUUGGACAUGGUCUAAAGCCUCUGGAUGUGGAGUUUAUGAAGGCCAUCCACAGCAAAGUCAACAUUGUUCCAGUAAUCGCCAAGGCUGACACGCUCACACUGAGAGAGAGGGAUCGUCUGAAGAGAAGGAUCCUUGAUGAAAUCGCAGAGCACGGCAUCAAAAUCUAUCAGCUUCCUGACGCUGACUCUGAUGAAGACGAGGAGUUCAAGGAGCAGACCCGAGUGCUCAAGGCGAGCAUCCCCUUUGCUGUGAUCGGGUCCAACCAGCUGAUUGAGGUGAAGGGGAAGAAGAUCCGUGGCCGCCUGUACCCGUGGGGGGUGGUGGAGGUGGAAAACCCAGAGCACAAUGACUUCCUGAAGCUACGCACCAUGCUUGUGACCCACAUGCAAGACCUCCAGGAAGUAACUCAGGAUCUGCAUUAUGAGAACUUCCGGUCCGAGAGACUGAAGAGAGCCGGCAGAGCUGUGGAUGAGGAUGUGGUGGAUAAAGACCAGAUUCUGCUACAGAAAGAGCUGGAGCUGCGGCGCAUGCAGGAGAUGCUCGCUCAGAUGCAGGCUCAGAUGAAGAUGAAAUCUGACGAGUGAAACCAGGGAAGCAUCCGCCAUAUUUGCAGAAAACCCUCCAGCCAGGAGUCACACCUGGAUCUUCAUCAUCUUAUUCUUCCUCUGUUUGCUCCCGCUAAGCAUCCAUCCACCAGCUGCCUGGAGAACCACACUGUCCUGUUUUGUUUUAUUCUCUAAAAAAGAUGACUAUCAUGAACAUUUAUCCGUUAAUUAGCCUCACGCCGUCGUUGUCUGUCAGUCUGCCAUCGAAAACGGUACUAAAAGACGUCUUCACUAAAGUUUACAGGAUGUUUGAAUCUUACUUUCACCGCCAGUUUCUGUCUGUUUUGCUGUCAGUUUAAACUUUUGUUUUGUGUCUAAUUCAACUUUCAGCCUCUUUUUGCCUUCAGUCCAGCUGACAGCAGCUCUUCGGUUUCAUCUGGUUCAUUUCAAUUCAGCAGAACUUUAAUAAUUAACAAUAAAAUCCAACCAGACUCUUAAUAUAGAGAGAAUCUGUCUCUAGAAUGACCUGCUUGUUUGUGUCUGCAGUUUUAGUUCCAAACUGCAGACUGAAAACAGUUGUGAUCAUGUCUGUAUUCGCUUCAGUUUAAAACUGUCUACAGGUUUCUUAAAAAGAAAAUCUACAUUAGAGACUUUAUUUAACUUCUUCCAUCCCCUCCAGAUUGAAUCUUUGUUCCCGCGCUGCUGUCCAUCUGAUGUGCCAUUCUCAACUUUUUGUCUUUUUCUGGAGUUAACAAUUAUUUCUUAACUAUGUGCCAUAAAGGACUUGUAUUUAGCUGUCAACAAUCUUUUUUGUACUUUUCUGAAAUAAAAUCUGUUGAUGACUAAAGUAA